Messenger RNA from Gymnodraco acuticeps, 1501 nucleotides. It is a transcript of the gene atpsckmt, whose product is annotated as fATP synthase c subunit lysine N-methyltransferase. The transcript has 4 exons. The record is from RefSeq and is a predicted model, not a curated record. The coding region runs from base 268 to 1056 and encodes 262 amino acids. Gene Ontology annotation, cellular component: mitochondrion. Gene Ontology annotation, biological process: regulation of mitochondrial ATP synthesis coupled proton transport; positive regulation of proton-transporting ATP synthase activity, rotational mechanism; peptidyl-lysine trimethylation. Gene Ontology annotation, molecular function: protein-lysine N-methyltransferase activity. NCBI's taxonomy places the organism in Eukaryota, Metazoa, Chordata, Actinopteri, Perciformes, Bathydraconidae.
AUCUUUGUCUUUCUAUCGGACUCAUUAGAGCGACGCACAGGUCAUCUUUUAAGACUUGUUGGACUUUCUCUUUAGCUUAUUCUUUGGCCAAUAAUCAUUUGUUUUUUGCUUUUGACACAACAAAUUAUAUAUUUUAUAUAUGACAUGUAUGUUAGGUAGCUAGCAUGGUCAGCUAACAUUAAGGCGAAUCCGAGCUGUCAUUCAUACAGUCCAAGUGCGGCUAAAGUUACGGAUUUAAACGUACUGCGUUUCCAAUAAACUGGCAACAUGUCACAAGAGGAGCUUUUUUUGGACUCAGUAGCAGCAGGACAGGUAACGGAGAAAAAGAGCAGGAGUAACCUUGGUCUCGUCGUCACUGGGUUGUUAGGAGGGUCACUGGUCGCCCUGUAUGCAGUAGCGACUCCGUUUGUCGCCCCUGCCCUGAGGAAAGUCUGCCUCCCGUUCGUCCCUGCCACCACGGCUCAGGUGGAGAAUGUCCUCAGGGUGCUGCGAGCCAGAACAGGUCGCCUGGUGGACAUAGGGAGUGGAGAUGGAAGGAUAGUGAUAGCAGCAGCUAAGCAUGGCUUUAAGGCGUCAGGCUUUGAGCUGACCCCUGGCUGGUGUGGGUAUUCUCGCUACAAGGCCUUUAGAGAGGGAGUCCACCGCUCCACCUCCUUCCACAUCUCUGACUUAUGGAAGGUCAGUUUUGCUCAGUACUCCAAUGUUGUUAUAUUUGGAGUCCCUCAAAUGAUGGACCAGCUGGAGGUGAAGCUUGCAAGCGAGUUACCGAGUACAGCCAAGGUGGUGGCAUGCCGCUUUCCCUUUCCUACUUGGGUCCCUGAAUGCACCGCCGGAGAGGGCAUAGACACUGUUUGGGUGUACGAUGCCAAGACAUUUAAAACACACUUGCAAAAUGGCAUGACAAGGGAAACGACACCUGAACCCAAAGAUAAACCAGAUUCACCACAUAAAUGUAACUCUUAUCUUGUUGAAAAAUGUCAUCAUGCUCUGCAACACUGGGACAAUCUCUUUUUUUUUUUUUUUAAUCCACGCAAUUCUACUGUGGGGUCGGCCUGAAGAUGCUGGGAAGGACUGAUUAAAAGAAAGUGCUACAAAGUGUUAUGUCUCUACACCACAUGUCCGAGUACGAUAUUGGGCAAAGUAGGAAAUAGACUGGUUGACACUGCCCUUGGUGAGUGGUUACACUUACUCAAGGUCAGUUGUCUAUGCAAAGAUUUCCCAAAUUGGGAUCAAUAAAGUAUUUAUUAUCUUAUUUACAGUUAUAACAGGAUUAUUUACUCCCAUGUUCACUUUUGGGGUGAAUGAUCAACUGGGCUUUUAAUGUUUGAUACGUGCUGGAUUAAAGAUAACAUAAACUAUGAUUAAUGAGAAAGUACAAGUUAUUUGCAAUGUUUAAUUGCAUAACGUUGAUUAUUUAUAGAAAGUGUAAUUCCUUUAGAGAAAGACAAAUAUCUAAUAUUGCCAAGUGGAUUGAAAAUAAAAGCAACCCUGUCUGGUUGAA